Epinephelus fuscoguttatus (brown-marbled grouper) is the source of this 6086-nucleotide messenger RNA. RefSeq names its product FYVE, RhoGEF and PH domain-containing protein 4-like. Bases 100 to 3045 code for a protein of 981 amino acids. Gene Ontology annotation, molecular function: guanyl-nucleotide exchange factor activity; metal ion binding. The record is from RefSeq and is a predicted model, not a curated record. Gene Ontology annotation, biological process: filopodium assembly; cytoskeleton organization. NCBI's taxonomy places the organism in Eukaryota, Metazoa, Chordata, Actinopteri, Perciformes, Serranidae. The transcript has 16 exons. Gene Ontology annotation, cellular component: cytoplasm.
AGUAACUUGGAGUAACGUCCCUCUCCCUCUGUCUUUCUGAUACAGUUUACCGUCUUUUGGAGACACAGCGGGCUGAACUUUGAACUGAAGGCUGAAACCAUGUUUGACUUGAAGAAGAGGAACAGUCUGACUCUGAACUGCGGCCGAGAGGCGGAGGAGUUCAGACGGGUGGCGGUAAGGCGGAGGGUUAAAGGUGCUGCGGUGGAGUGCGUCGCCUCACACACAGUUGUGAGCGGUGAAGUGUGUGGCUCAUACAGCUGCGGCGGUGCUUGUGACAGAGUCUGUGGGUCAGAACCAAACUCCAAACCAGGUGCAGAGGAAGACAACAAAAGAGGCCCUGCUAAAGGAUCACCUUUUAAACCACAAGUGCCUCCUAAACCAGCUCACCUCCAGAGUCCUCUGAGGGCAGGACAAGCACAAGCCCACAGUCCCACUGCAGGGAACUUACUACCUCAACAAGUUAACGCCACAGAGCGAGACCAGAGUCCUAGUAGAAGUUAUGCACUUUCCGUUUCCUGUGUUAGCCCAGCAAACAAUGGUCUAGGCUCCCCUAGUCCUAUCAGAAGAGGAGGGAGCAGUUUUUUGAACGGGGUGUGUGGAGCACAGAUCAGCCCUGCCAGACAUACUCGGGGGAUUCCACGUCUCACUAGCAGUCCACUUCUAGGAUCUCCAAGUCCAGGCAAAAGAGGCAUUCGGAGCUGUAGCCCAUUGAGGGAAGGAGGACACAGCCCUGCUAAGCUGUCCCCUAGGAACCACAGCCCUCGCACAGGAUUACUACGCACCCCCAGUCCUGUUCAGGGGAGGAUGGGGAGCUACAGCCCCGCCAAGAACUCUAAAUCCUGGCUCGGACUGCACAGAAUCCCGAACAGCAAGAUGGAUGUGGAAGAGAAGACAGCGGGAAAAUCUUUGAGCGUGCCUGACUUGAUUGUUUUCUUGGAAGAGAACAGGAUUCCUUCGGAAAAAGUUGAACGCUCACCACUAAAACUGCUGCAAUCCCCCAACUGCAAUGGGACAGCCAUAACCGUCAAGGUGCCAGUUAACCAUAGGCUUAAACAUGCCUCAAGUGAAGCCCAUCUAUCAAGCGAUAGCAAAGAGCCUUCCUCGGGACAAAUGAAUGGCACAGAGCUGGGGAAAGAUUGCACAGCAGUAAAUGGGGAGGUAACACAUGGCAAAAUGGAAGAAGGCAAGAUAACCAGAGGAUACGGCUCCAGGUCCUCCUGCCACUGGAAUGAGGCAACUAGAGAAGGUGGCAGGAUUCACAAGGAGUCUAAAGGUGAACAAAGUGAUGAGGAGAGGAAGGAGGUAGAAGGAGGUCAGCCAAAAGAUGAGGAGAACACCGAGCAGAAAUUGUACAACAUAGCCAAUGAACUGCUGCAGACAGAGAGAGCCUACGUGGCUCGACUCCACCUGCUAGACCAGGUGUUCUGCUCACGCCUGACAGAAGAAGCAGGUCGAGGUUCGUUUCCUCCUGACGUGAUACGAAAUAUCUUCUCCAACAUUUCCUCUAUCUACUCCUUCCACAACCAGUUCCUGCUACCUGACCUGGAAAACUGCAUCAGCCGCUGGUGUGAGAGCCCAGGCCUGGGUACUGUUAUGCUGCAACACGCACCCUUCCUGAGGAUGUAUGCCGACUACGUGAGGAACUUUGAGCAGGCCAUGGAGCUGGUGAGGGUCUGGACUGAACGCUCCUCUGCCUUCAGAAACAUCAUCCAGGAAAUACAGAGUCAGGAGGUGUGUGGCAGCCUGACCCUGCAGCACCACAUGUUGGAACCAGUCCAGAGGGUCCCACGUUAUGAGAUGCUGCUCAGGGAUUACCUGAAGAAACUGCCCAAGGAUGACCCAGAUUAUGAUCUUGCUCACAAAUCCUUGCAGACCAUUUCCAUGGCAGCCACCCACUCAAAUAGCGCCAUCCAAAAAGCUGAGAGCCUGAAGCGUCUGCUGGAGAUCUAUGAGAUGGUUGGAGAGGAGGAGGUGGUCAACCCGACCAACGAGUUCAUCAGGGAAGGUCGUCUGCUCAAGCUUGCAGCCAGGAACACAUCUGCCAUGGAGAGGCACCUGUUCCUGUUCAACAACUUCCUGCUGUGCUGCACUCCAAAGUUUAGCCUGGUCGGGCAGCGUUAUACUGUCCGCUGCAGGAUCGGCGUGGACGGCAUGCAGGUGCAGCAGACCACCAAUGAGGACCACCUACACACCUUUCAGGUCUCUGGAAAGGAGCGGACGCUUGAGCUGCAAACCAGCUCUGAACAAGACAGAGAUGAGUGGAUAAAGGUUAUUCAGGAAGCCAUUAACGUGUUUCAGAGGAAAAAUGAAACCUUCAAAUUGGCUUCUAAGGAGCCAAAUGUAGAAGAACGAACUGAGGAACUGGGCCGACGUGCCCCUCGCUGGAUCAGGGACAACGAGGUGACCGUGUGUAUGAAAUGCGAGGAACCUUUCAACGCACUCACCAGGAGAAGACAUCACUGCAGAGCCUGUGGCUGCGUGGUGUGCUGGAAGUGUUCAGACAAUAAAGUGGCUUUGGAGUACGACAGUAACAGGCUGAACAAAGUGUGUAAAGCCUGCUACUCCAUCCUGACCAGUCAGAGAGGGGAGAGGGUGGAGGGGAAGAAGAGAAGGAUGCUGGAGUCGGAGGUAUCUACAGUGUCCAGUGACUGGAUAAUGAGUGGCUUCCUGCUGUAUGGUGACAACCCCAAGACCUGGCAGCAGGUGUGGUCUGUUAUCACCCGGGCUGAACCUUGCGUCCUCCACCUGUAUACUGAUCCACAGGAUGUGAAGCCCCUGUCCAGUAUACCUCUGCUGGACUGCAGUGUGGAGGAUUCCCCUCAGGAGCUCCAGGGUCAGCAUUGUUUCUGUUUACGCCAAUCCAAAACCACCCACACGUUCUCCUGCGAUGGCUCCGAUCUCAAACAGAGCUGGCUGACAGUUCUCAAAGUUGCUGUGACAGGUGUCUAUGACAUUACCACCAAUGGCUCCAGAUGUAGCGUUAACAGUAGUGUCAUCGAUGAUGAGGAAUUUAUCAUCAUUGGUAACGAGGAAAACCUCUCCUGAACGUUCAAGAUCAGGCACCAUGGAACAUACAAGUAUAAAUAAAUAAUUAAAUAAAUAAACCCAAACAUACAACAGACUGAAGUCCAUUGAUGUUAAAGACGGUAGCUUUGAAAUGUGUAUUUGAUAAAAUGAAUGAAAUCUAGAGGUUAAAUUCAGGAAUGUAAAGGUUGUUAAUAACAAUAUCCAGGCUGUGUUUUCCUUACAAGUGGCGAUGCACUUUAUUUCUGAAAUGGUUUACAGUAAAAUAAAUAAAGUGAAGGUGUUUUAACAUGAGUCAGACUAUCCCUUCAACUACAAACAUUGUUGCUCCAGCUCUGUACACGUGGUCUAAAAGAUGCCAUGCGAUGUGGCGUGAAAAUAUGCUCGAGAUUGUUUUCUUACAGUGGACAGCUGAUCACAUAAUUGCAUGAGGGUUCCAGUGAUACACAAGGCUCUGUGGGACCAUAGUAGCCUUAUAAAACACAUUCAGCUGAUCCCAUUUCUUCACAGAUAAUGUUACAGCAAUUGACUAUUUACACUCAAAACAACAGCUAAACAAACGAAUAAACAUUAUGAAUAAAAAGAAAUACAAUGGAUAAAAACGAUCACUGUAAAACACAAAAAUGACAGAAUAACCUUUAGGUUGUUGCAGGAGUACAUCAUAUGUGACAGGCACAAAGCCCAUGGAGUAAAAAAAAGCACCAGGUUAGCUUCAUGUGUGUGUGAAUCAGAAAUUUCAGUAGCAAAUUAACAAUGCGAUUGACUUUAAGUGAUGUUACUUGAAUUUAAUUUUUCUUUAAGUGCAUGUAUUUUCUUACAGCAAUUAUGUAGUGAUGGUUCCUAAAGGAGGUUCCCCCAAAACACUGACCUUGCACAUGAAUUUCUUAAGUAUACCUGAUCUAUGGAGGUUUGCAGGCUCAACUCUGUCCCAUCAAAGGGGAAAACUUAGCUUAAAGCUGCAUUAUUCACUGUUUUUUUUAUAUUAACUGACUCAAGCUCUGUGAAGCUAGCACUGGUUCCCAACCUGGAGGUCCUGACCCCCACUAGGGGUCAUGAAAGCUUCACAACUUAAAAAAAAACCAAAACAAAACAAAAAAACAGUAGCCCUACAUCUUAUCAUUUCAUUCAGAUAUAGUCAUUUGUAAAGAUUAUAUUGCUAAACGAAAAGUAUAAGUAUCAUAAAUGUGUUCACCACAGAGCUUAUUUUCUGCACUAAUCCAAAAUCUAAUGGAAAAAUCCCAUUAUCUUACUGAUGAGGGAACCAGGGCGACGCUAAGCUCCGCCUCAGCCUAGAGGAAAAAACGCCAUCCCUGAAGCACACUAUAGUGGGCUUAAUGCCGCCGAUUAUUAUGAUUGGUUUAAAAAAUACAAACCAGCCAGAGCUUUUUCCCCUGACUUUUCCCCUUUCUCAGGUCUGGCUAAGUGAGACUAUGCAUUUAUGAAACACACUGUUUUUAGCAUCCAUAAAGUGUUGUUUUUGGCACAAUAUUUCAGUAGAAGUAAAGUGUGCUAUCUAUCCAGCAGCGAGUUAGUAGCUAGCUAACGAAGAAGGUUGAACAGCUAGAAACUAAAAGCCAUUUUUCUUUGGACUUAGUGAAAACCAAAGUAGAACUAAAAGAAACUUCGCAAGAAUGCUCAUAUUUUUUUGUGUUAGCUGGAUGUGUAAUUGGGCCAUUGUUUGCUAACACAUUAGCCAUUAAAUACGUAACAAGCGAGUGAUGUAGUAGCUAUGUGUGUCUUUUUUUUAGUUCCACUGUCUGCUACAAGUCAAAAAUGUGAUUAAUAUGGGAUCACAUCUAAAAGCUUCAUUUUGCAGAGAGGAACCAGACAAGGGUGCCCACUCUCGCCUCUACUGUUUGCAAUAUUCAUCGAACCAUUGGCUAUAGCAGUCCGUCAGAACAGCAAGAUCAUAGGUAUCCAUUCCGCCAAUUCAGAACAUAAAAUUAAUCUAUAUGCCGACGACAUUUUACUUUAUCUACAAGAACCGAAAUUACAUGAAGUAUUUAAUCUCAUAACACAUUUCUCGAAACUUUCGGACUACUCCAUCAACUGGUCCAAAUCGACAAUAAUGCCAAUAACGGAGAACUCUUGGAAUCCUGCAGACCAAAAAUUUUCUCUCCCUGUGGGCAACAUAAGAUAUCUAGGCAUAAAUAUUUCACCCAAACUAUCAGACCUGGUCCACCUGAACUUUAGCCCGCUGCUAGAUAAGAUCUGUGGUGACCUGAAGCGCUGGAAUAAUCUUCCCAUCUCCCUCCUGGGACGAAUAGCCACAGUUAAAAUGAAAAUUCUACCCCAAAUUAACUAUUUUUUUUCCAUGAUUCCAUUCACACCCACAUCAAAAUGGUUCCUGUCAUUAGAUUCUGCAAUUAUAAAAUUCUACUCAAAGAACAAGACAGCAAAAAUUAGCCUAAGCACCCUUCAGAAAAACAAAUUGGAAGGGGGAUUAGACGCUCCUAACUUUAAACAUUACUAUUUAGCUAACCAGCUACAAUACCUAUUGAAAUGGUUAUAUCCUAACGAAGACUACAACUUCUGGCUCGAACUAGAACAGGCGGACUGCAACAAUAUAAAACUCUCUGACCUCCCGUUUAUCACCACUACACUCAGACGUCAUAACUGUUUUAAGAACCCAAUGAUUGCUUCCACCCUAUCAGCCUGGUGGAAAACACUAGAAAUCACAAACUCUCCGAUAGAACCUUGCUUGCUCUCUCCAAUUUGGCACAACCCGGAUUUUGAAAUUAACAAAAGACCUCUCCAUUUUAGCACAUGGGAGAUGAAGGGAGUAACUCAUCUCCAUCACCUUUUCCAAGACAAUAUAAUAUGACAUACACAAACUUAUUUCAAACUUUUGAAAUAAGAAAUGGCAAUUUUCUACAAUAUUUACAAUUGAUAAAAACAAUCAAGAGGAGAAUUCCAGCUCCUCAGGACACUUUGCAGCCACCAGAAUUUGCCAAACAUAUUACAAAGCUUUCUCCGAGCAAUAAGAAGAACCUUUCUAAGAUUUAUAAAUUACUGUCAAAGACCAGUUCUAUACAUUUACCAACUUUAAAAUGGGAAAAAGA